AUAUAAAUAACAACCGGCGCUUAACCCGGAACCACUUUACAGCGCUGUCCUUUCUGCAUCCAGCUCGAGCAGGAGAUAAACCUCCAAACAAACUUCAUGCUUCAAAUGUUACUUUGAAUUGUUUAACCAUCAUUUCUAGAAACGGACUCUUGUUUAUUUUUUUUAUUUUUUUUUGUUCCUGUUUGUCGGCAUACGUUUUUAACCAGGACGUGUAUUAGCUUCAGCAUUAGCACACCGUGUAGUACAAUGUCAACAGCUCCUGCAGCACCGGCAGGAGGAGGAGCAGGAGGAGGAGCAGACACCCCCGACUCAAAACCCAGCCAGAUGUUCAAGAACUGCUGGAGCUGUCGGCUCCUAUCCGGUGGAGGUUUGAUCCUUUCUGGAGCUUACGUGUUCACUGCAGCCCGGAGAGUGAUGCGACAAGGUGGACCUACCUCUAUGGGGACAGUGGCACAGAUCACAUUUGCUGCCAGUUUGGCAGCAUGGGGACUUGUUGUCAUCGCUGACCCUGUAGGAAAAGCGCAGAGGAAGACGUGAAACUGCUGACAGCUUGAAUGAACGUGUGGACUGUGCUGUGCCAGACAUGAAUGGACAUGACAUGACAUCAAGCCAAAGAAGCUGACCUUGGAUCUGUGGAGAAAGCUGUGUUGUGUUUGCACUAUUGUUGUUGUGAGGAUGGACCAAGCGUCCCACAAUGCUAUUGACUUGUGGAAUUAAACAUGAAAAUAUAUUUCA
Messenger RNA from Larimichthys crocea (large yellow croaker), 735 nucleotides. It is a transcript of the gene dmac1, whose product is annotated as distal membrane arm assembly complex 1. The transcript is spliced from 2 exons. The record is from RefSeq and is a predicted model, not a curated record. Bases 247 to 537 code for a protein of 96 amino acids. Lineage: Eukaryota; Metazoa; Chordata; Actinopteri; Sciaenidae.